UAUUACAAAUGAGCCAGUUACAUACUGCAAUGAAUCAUUGCAAUAAUUUAAAAGCAAUUAAAAAUUCAAUUAAAAAAUUUAAAAAUAAUAUUCAACUAUUACUACCAUCAUCCGAUAAUUCUGAAAUAUUAACUAAUUCUGUACAAAUUAAUCAAGAUGAUACAAUGAUUAUUAGCAAUUCUGAAGAUGAAGAGGCACAAGAACAAGAAAGAAAUAAUAAUGCUAUGAGCAUAGAAGAGAGGAAUAAAAUAGUAUCAAAGUGGACUGCUAUGAUUUAUAAUGAUGUGCAUAUACAAAGUGAGAAGUGGGAUCAAUCAGAUUUCAAUGAGUUUGAUCCUGAUGAAUAA
This is a messenger RNA of Racocetra fulgida, 347 nucleotides long. The record is from the annotation of a GenBank genome assembly. Lineage: Eukaryota; Fungi; Glomeromycota; Glomeromycetes; Diversisporales; Gigasporaceae.